This is a messenger RNA of Erythranthe guttata (spotted monkey flower), 1144 nucleotides long. The record is from RefSeq and is a predicted model, not a curated record. NCBI's taxonomy places the organism in Eukaryota, Viridiplantae, Streptophyta, Magnoliopsida, Lamiales, Phrymaceae.
AUGGAAGAGAUCAUGAGAGAUCAUAAAAGGUCGAAGAAGGGGCUUCAACCACAAGGCCAAUGCCGACGGAGAGGGAUUGAAAACCCUUCAAAAGGGGGCGGUUCGGCGGAGAACGGUGGAGAUGAGGGUUUCGAUCCGGCGGCGCCGCCUCCGUUCAGGAUCUCCGACAUACGGGCCGCCAUUCCGGCGCAUUGCUGGGUGAAGAAUCCGUGGUGGUCCUGCUCGUACGUCGUUAAGGAUGUGGUCAUCGUCCUCGGGCUUCUCGCCGCCGCCGCGUACCUGGAUAAUUGGGCUUUUUGGCCCGUUUAUUGGUUUGCUCAGGGGACCAUGUUUUGGGCCUUGUUCGUUCUCGGCCAUGACUGUGGCCAUGGGAGUUUCUCUGACAGCACUACGCUGAAUAAUGUGAUGGGACACUUCCUCCAUUCUUCAAUUCUUGUACCUUUUCAUGGAUGGCGAAUCAGUCACAGGACACACCACCAGAACCACGGCCACGUCGAGAAUGACGAGUCAUGGGUUCCGUUGCCAGAGAAGAUAUAUAAGAAAUUGGGCUACUCCACCAAAUUCUUGAGAUACAAAGUCCCAUUCCCCUUGUUUGCCUACCCAAUAUAUUUGUGGUACAGAAGCCCAGGAAAGAGUGGAUCGCACUUCGACCCAAACAGCACUUUGUUUAAGCCGAGCGAGAGGAAAAUGGUGAUUACGUCGACCACGUGCUGGUUUGUCAUGCUCGGUUUUCUCUUGUGUGCUUCCUUCUUUGUGGGCCCACUUUUGGUCUUCAAGCUUUACGGAAUUCCCUACUUGAUAUUUGUGGCGUGGUUGGAUGCGGUUACAUAUCUGCACCAUCACGGUCACGAGAAGAAGCUACCCUGGUACCGCGGCGAGGAAUGGAGCUAUUUGAGGGGAGGGCUGACAACUGUGGAUCGAGAUUAUGGGUUGUUUAAUAAAAUUCAUCAUGACAUUGGGACCCACGUCAUUCACCACCUCUUCCCUCAGAUUCCGCACUACCACUUGGUGGAGGCGGUGAGCCCCUCUCUCUCUCUCUCUCUCCUCUUUCUCUCUCUAAAACUCUAUUCACGUGAUCUUUAUUAAUUUAUUUAUUAUAAUAAUACAGCUCUAUUUUCGAGAUCAGUAUAGUAUAGUAGUUACA